AUGCGGCUGGCGACCUUCACAUGGCUGGUCGAAGAGGUCGAGGAUCUCAUCGAGGAGAUCGUGGUAGAGGUCGUCACCGUGAGCGAGGCCGCUCACGGGGUCCCAAUAGUCGUCCUUUUGAUCAUUCGGGACGCUCGCCACCGGGCCACGCAUCUCGUUUCGGCCCUGAUCCAUCAUAUCCCCCAGGCGACACUGCACCAGAUCGAUCACCACCUCAUGGCUCUCCUGGUUAUUCUCCAGGAUUCAACGACAACCGAAGAUUCAAUAAUUCGCGGCUUGGCCCUCACGGAGAUAGAGUCAGCUACUCUCCUGGACCUAUGGACAGAGAGAACCACGGAUUACGGCGGGAUGAUUCACCACUUGGGCCUCCCUCUAAACGCAAGAGAACUCGAAGUCCUUCGCCUAGAGGCCCCCGUGGCUCGUUUCCCCUGCGCCGAGGCUCAUUCGCCAAACAAGGAGAAAGACGCGACCGUAGCCCUCCACACAAGAACAGAGGGCGUUUUCCUGGCCGCGGGGGCCACAGACGAAGAUCACCUCGUCGAGGACGUGAUCGCGGUCGAGGAAAAGACCGCCGUCGCUCCGAUCUUCCCCCAACUGGCAGAUCAUGGUCUCCUGGGCGUGGUCGAGGAUAUCGGAAUUCCCCCAAUCGACGUUCUCGAUCGCCCAGUGGCGACAGGGGAUGAACCAUCGAAGCCUCAUAAACAUCCCUAUACACGCUUGGAUGACCGGUCUAUAUCGCCUCAUCCAAACCAAAUCCAUGAUGAGAGUCGUAUGGAUCGCUCCGAUGAAGGGCUAGAUCAUAUGCGGGACAACUUCGCGAAUCAUGGGAAACGAGGAUCAAAAUUGCCUAAUAAGCAAGGUCGACGGCAUCCCCCAUUUCAGCACGACUCGAGACCAUAUCCUACAUCACCGCGCUUUACGCCAAACUCACACCCGGGGUCUCCUCCCAAAUCACCCCAUUCCGGUGGCCGAGGCGAACGGCACAGAAACCCGGAUAGCGGCCCUGGGCCAUCAUCUCCUUACCAACAGGAUAACCAAUAUUCGCACAAAACCUAUUCAGGUCAACCCUACAAGAUGAGGGGAGAACGGUAUGGCGACCUUGCGAACCGUCAUCCUCCAUCCAAGCUUGAUGAACAGACUUACCGCGGUGGACACCCGGGCCACCGAGGAAAUCACACAGCCAACGGCCAAGGUCGACGGUUUUCUGUAUCGAGUCGCUCUCAGAACAACGGCUCCCCACAACGUGGUGGAAGAGGUCAUUUCAACAGCGCCCAGUGGACAACGUCAAGAUCUGACGGUCCAAGUGGCCGACAAAGUUCUCGACCGAGUUCGCCCUACGAGAAUCAAACAACACUCAAUCACCCAUCAAACUUCGUUGACCCGGGAUCGCCACAUGGAUCAGAAAAGAUCAAACGGUUGCGAAAUCCAGAUAGGGAUGAUCAUGAAGAUGAUCGGAGCAGCAUCCUCUCAGGAGGAGUCGACCAAGCAAAACCAGAGCAAGCGGCCUCUGCGACACGCGAGUCUGAUAACACAAUUCCAGCGGAUAAAAAAGGGCGAUUUAGCUUUGCCUUCAAGACGAAAACCCCACAAGCUCCAGCCCCAAAGCCUGUGCCUGACUUGGCACAGCGCAUGCAGAUCCGUGAUCCACCGCCUCGUGCCCCUGCACCUGAUCCACCGACGCCUCGAAACAGAUUGACUAAUGGCCCUAUGCCAAAAUUCAAGCCUGAUCCACCAUCACGUUUUGACCGCCGUGAACGAGACCGAGGAAGAGACCGUGAUCGAAGAGAUGACCGCCGCCAUCCUCGCGACUCCCGCGAUAAUCGAGAUGCUCGAGACUUCAGGGACUCCAGAGACAAAAGAGACGACCGUCGAUUUGACCAGCGGCGUGAUCGGAGAGGACGCGGUGACAGGAGGCCUGAUUUCAAUCCAAGAGAUAUGUCACCAAUUGAGUCACUACGCGAGCAAUUCCGCGAACCACGAGAAAUACCACCACCCACACCACCCAAACGCACGAAGGUUUUGACUCGAUACAAGCCACGUCCUGUUAUACCGCAAGAGUUCGCGCAAGCGGAUUCAGUAUACUACCGGAAGCCUGGCAACGAAUCCGUCAUCGGCGCAGGUACGUACGGCAAGGUUUUCAAGGGAAUUCAUGUCUUCACCCAGCGCAAGGUGGCUCUGAAGAAGAUCCGCAUGGAAGGCGAAAAGGAUGGAUUUCCUGUCACUGCUGUGCGAGAAGUUAAGCUCCUUCAACAUCUCCGGAACCACAACGUGGUCAGUCUGUUGGAGGUCAUGGUAGAACAUAACGAAUGUUUCAUGGUCUUUGAAUAUCUUUCGCAUGACUUGACUGGACUAAUCAACCAUCCGAACUUCAAUCUUACGCUUGCACACAAGAAAAACCUGGCUCAACAAAUGUUUGAGGGCUUGAGUUAUCUCCAUCAUCGUGGUGUUCUUCAUCGCGACAUCAAAGCUGCCAACAUUCUCAUCAGCAACCAAGGCCUGUUGAAAUUUGCAGACUUUGGAUUAGCUCGCUUCUUCUCCAAGAGCCGCCCCCUUGAUUAUACCAAUCGUGUUAUUACAAUUUGUGCAGCAUGUGUCUGCAUGGAGAUGUUUACAAAAAAAGCUGUCUUUCCCGGUGAGGGUGGUGAGCUUAGCCAGCUUGAUAAGCUCUUUAAUUGUCUAGGCACGCCAGCGAAAUCCGAAUGGCCUGAUUUCGUGGAAAUGCCGUGGUUCCAGCUGAUGCGCCCGACAGAACGCAAAAAACGGAUUUUCGAGGAGGUAUACCGAGAAGUUCUGACGCCACAAGCUCUGGAUAUGAUUUCAACGGUAUUCCAGUAUGACCCUGCCAAGCGACCAACUGCAGAGGAAGUGCUUCAGCAUCCCUACUUUGUGGCUGAAGAGCCUCUGCCCCAGCAACCCACUGAGCUGGAACACAUGGAGGGCGAUUGGCAUGAAUUUGAGUCAAAAGCACUUCGCAAGGAGGCUCGACGGGCAGAGCAGCAAACACAGAAAGAUCGGGAGAAGCGCAAGGCCGGGCCACCAACCGAUCGAGAUCCUAAACGGUCACGCCAAGGAGGUUCAGAGCAUAGCUAG
Penicillium chermesinum is the source of this 3090-nucleotide messenger RNA. RefSeq names its product putative protein kinase. Gene Ontology annotation, cellular component: nucleus; cyclin/CDK positive transcription elongation factor complex. The transcript is spliced from 6 exons. Gene Ontology annotation, biological process: positive regulation of transcription elongation by RNA polymerase II; protein phosphorylation; transcription elongation by RNA polymerase II. Lineage: Eukaryota; Fungi; Ascomycota; Eurotiomycetes; Eurotiales; Aspergillaceae. The record is from RefSeq and is a predicted model, not a curated record. Bases 1 to 3090 code for a protein of 1029 amino acids. Gene Ontology annotation, molecular function: cyclin-dependent protein serine/threonine kinase activity; cyclin binding; RNA polymerase II CTD heptapeptide repeat kinase activity.